UCAACCUUACAACUUUUCACCAUAUUAUAACACGUGUCUCACCAUGACAAUCCUACGCUAGAGAACAGAAGUACUACUAUCUUUUCCAAACUAACACACAGCAGAUUUUAGGGUUUAUCAAAAGCCUCCAUUCUCCAUACAUUUUCACUUCACCUCCAUACCGCACUGUUUCUCUCUCGCGCCACCAAUGGGAGACCAAAACGACGCCGUUGCACUCAAACAUCCGUUCUCCGAUCGGGUCCCCAUCCGAUCCAUCGUCUCACGCCCAGACGGUGGAGCCAGCCUCAAGGGGCAACGAGUACGGGUCGGAGGUUGGGUAAAAACCGGGAGAGAGCAAGGUAAAGGGUCGUUUGCGUUUCUGGAGCUAAACGACGGGACGUGCCCGGCGAACCUACAGGUCAUUGUGGAAAAGGAAGUAGCGGAUCUGAGCCCCUUGGUGCAUACUGGGGCGUGCGUGUCUGUUGAAGGAGUUCUUAAAGAGCCACCUGAAGGAACUAAACAGAAGAUUGAGCUGCGGGUUGAAAAAGUGAUCCAUGUUGGACCUGUUGACCCGGCUAAGUAUCCGAUUCCUAAAACCAAGCUUACUCUUGAGUUCUUAAGAGACCAUAUCCAUCUUAGACCCAGAACUAACACGAUUUCUGCAGUUGCUCGAAUCCGUAAUGCACUUGCUUUUGCCACGCACUCAUUCUUUCAAGAGUAUGGUUUUUUAUAUAUUCACACUCCAAUUAUCACGACCAGUGACUGUGAAGGCGCUGGUGAAAUGUUUCAAGUUACUACCUUGAUUAGUGAAAUUGAAAAGAUAGAGAAGGACCUGAUUCAAAAUCCUCCUCCAUCAGAGACUGACAUAGAAGCAGCUAAGCUUGUUGUCAAUGAGAAAGGAGAGGCUGUCAGCCAGCUUAAAUCUGCUAAAGCAAGUAAGGAUAAUAUAAGUGCUUCAGUGGCUGAACUAAAAAAAGCAAAGGAGAAUCUCUUAAAGCUGGAGGAAAGAGCUAAAUUAAAACCUGGCUUUCCAAAGAAAGAUGGGAAGAUUGACUAUGGUCUAGAUUUUUUUACCCGUCAAGCAUUUUUGACUGUCUCUGGCCAACUACAAGUUGAAACAUAUGUCUGUGCUCUUAGCAGUGUCUAUACAUUUGGACCAACUUUUCGUGCUGAAAAUUCGCACACUUCCAGGCAUUUGGCAGAAUUCUGGAUGAUUGAACCCGAAAUAGCAUUUGGAGAUCUUGAGGAUGAUAUGAACUGUGCUGAGGCAUACGUAAAGUAUAUGUGUCAGUGGCUACUUGAUAAAUGUCUUGAUGAUAUGGAACUUAUGGCUAAACUUUAUGAUAAAGGGUGCAUUGAGCGACUAAAGAUGGUUGCUUCUACUCCUUUCAAAAGGAUUUCUUACACAGAAGCUGUGGAUCUACUGAUUGAAGCUGUAAAAGGUGGUCACAAGUUUGAGAACAGUGUGGAAUGGGGUAUAGACCUGGCAUCCGAGCAUGAGAGAUACUUGACGGAGAUUUUAUUUAAGAAGCCUGUCAUCGUGUACAAUUACCCAAAGGGGAUCAAAGCAUUUUACAUGAGGCUCAAUGAUGAUUCAAAGACAGUUGCUGCCAUGGAUGUCCUUGUACCAAAGGUGGGAGAGUUGAUUGGUGGAAGCCAAAGAGAGGAACGCUUGGAGGUUAUUCAGCAAAGAAUUGCUGAGAUGGGGCUGCCUGUUGAGCCAUACGAGUGGUACCUCGACCUGCGGCGCUAUGGGACUGUAAAGCAUUGCGGAUUUGGUUUAGGGUUUGAACGGAUGAUACUGUUUGCCACUGGCAUUGACAAUAUAAGAGAUGUCAUCCCCUUCCCCAGAUACCCGGGGAGAGCAGAUUUGUGAGCUUAGCAUUACUAUUUUGCCUUUGGAAUUUCAACAGAGUUUGUUCUAUUCAAGUUUCCUCUCUAAUGUAUUUGACCUAAUUUGAUUUCACAAUUCUAAAAUUACCACACUUAGUGAGUUUGUUGGCU
Messenger RNA from Ricinus communis (castor bean), 1983 nucleotides. Its product is annotated as asparagine--tRNA ligase, cytoplasmic 1. The record is from RefSeq and is a predicted model, not a curated record. Gene Ontology annotation, cellular component: mitochondrion. The transcript has 6 exons. Gene Ontology annotation, biological process: asparaginyl-tRNA aminoacylation. Lineage: Eukaryota; Viridiplantae; Streptophyta; Magnoliopsida; Malpighiales; Euphorbiaceae. The coding region runs from base 188 to 1855 and encodes 555 amino acids. Gene Ontology annotation, molecular function: ATP binding; asparagine-tRNA ligase activity; nucleic acid binding.